This is a messenger RNA of Arabis nemorensis, 360 nucleotides long. Lineage: Eukaryota; Viridiplantae; Streptophyta; Magnoliopsida; Brassicales; Brassicaceae. The record is from the annotation of a GenBank genome assembly.
AUGGAGAUUGUGGCAAUGGUGUUGGUACUUCGGUUAGUUAGAAAGUGGUUCAAGUUCCGGUUUCAUGUGCAAUUUCGUUUAAUGUUCUACGAGUUGGGCUUUGGUGGAAUGAUUGGCGUUGGUUUGUCCUCUGAUCCGGCUUCUCCGCUCAUGAACGCGCCUCUUCUUAGCGUCUUUCAACUCUUGAUCUUUUGUGCUCGUGUGAUCCGAUCUCUUUGGCUACUUUCUUUGGUGAAGAGUCUUCACUUCAAGUUUUGUUCUUUACGGUUUUUUGAAGAGGGGAGCGGUCUCGAGGCUCAGUUUAGACUAUUUGGGAUGUUAUCGCGCUUUCAAUCUUUGUUGCAUUCGUCGCUUGGAUAG